Messenger RNA from Zasmidium cellare ATCC 36951, 1542 nucleotides. RefSeq lists its product as uncharacterized. Gene Ontology annotation, biological process: regulation of DNA-templated transcription. Lineage: Eukaryota; Fungi; Ascomycota; Dothideomycetes; Mycosphaerellales; Mycosphaerellaceae. The transcript has 2 exons. The coding region runs from base 1 to 1542 and encodes 513 amino acids. Gene Ontology annotation, molecular function: DNA-binding transcription factor activity, RNA polymerase II-specific; zinc ion binding. The record is from RefSeq and is a predicted model, not a curated record.
AUGGUGGCCAAAACUUCACGAUGUUUGAUGUGCAGGGCGAGGAAGAUUAAGUGUGAUCAACGCUGGCCUCGCUGUGGACCAUGCACGAAAUCGAAGCGUGAAUGUCCCGGACCUCCUACGACGAUCAAGUUCUUGCCUCCGGAGACUUCCAAGCCCACUUCACCGGCAACUGCGAUUGUGCUGUCACAAGAUAAUAGCGGUAGUGUCGCGCCGAUCCAGUGGACUGGUCAAGAUGAGCCUCUACACCCUGCCUCAACAUACACGUCAAGCGGCGAAAGCGACUUCGUGUUAGAGGACUCUUCACUCAUGGACAUUCCAUCGAUCCUCUCCCGCCCGCUGAACGCCAGCCCAGCGAACCUCGUCGCUACUGAAUUGGUCAAAACCCUCCAAGUCGAAGGCGCCGCUCACAACCCCUCUUUCCUGGGCUCCUUCAUCAAAGACGUCCCCUCUAUGCUCGAUCAUAGCCCCGCCCUAACCGCCACCGUCGCCUGCGCUCUGGACGCCUGCACAAAGAAAGAGCUCCUUCCUCGAACAGCCCGCAAACUCGACGCAAAACUCUACGGCAAAGCUCUCGCCGCCAUCCACAACGCCCUAGAGUCCCCCGCCCAGAGGACGUGUAUAUCGACCUUCCUCUCCGUCGUCCUCCUCGGCCGUCUCGAAACAGUCCUGGCAACGCGCCAGCUCGCUCGAAUCCCCUGCUGGUCCGUCCACGCAGCCGGCAUCAGUGCCUUGCUGCGCUACCGCGGCGUCUUCGACCCUUCCGACGAUACAGUCUUCCACGCCGUGCUCGAGAAUUUUGGUCCCAUCGUCGCACACCACAUCGUCCGUGAUCAGGACUGUUUCCUCGCAGCGCCGGAAUGGCAGGAUUCGCUCUUCCCCUCGUCGCGGAAGAGGAAGGUGGCGCCUGUGGAUGACUUGCUCUAUCGAGUCUUCGCCCAGUUGGCACAUCUGCCAACUCUGCUGAAAUACUUCCGCGUCUUCAGGAGAGGUAGACGGCAAGGAGAUUUCGCACGGACAAUGGAUCUCGCGGCGUUGAUAUCCAUGGAAUUGAGAGCGAUAGGCAGCGUCAUGGAAAAGGAUAUCCUCUCGAACCUAGACAUCGGCUCGGUCGCGGACGAAGACGUCAAAGCACCGGUACAGCUAGUGUACGUCCUCCCCGGCAGCGACGUCGUGCGCCUCAUCGCUUGGCACGCCGUUCUGAGCAACAUUGUGGAUAAAGUCCUCAUUGCGCUCGUGCAAAUGGCGGAAGAUGGCGAAGUUUCCGAACGUGCUCGUACUCUAGAAGAACUCCGAAAUCAUGCUUUGAGCGUCAGUCGAAGGGUCUGGAUGUUGUCCGAAGAAGCGCGACAGAAAGGUUUGAUUCAGUUUUACUUCUACCCGGGCGUUCUGGCGGCGACGUACGAUAGCGCGCAGAGUGACGCGGAGAGGGAAUGGAUUGUGGAUUUGCUGAACGAUGUUCAAGGCGGGACUUGGGAGGAGAAUCUGUGGACGCAUGAGGCUGUCAGGAGGGUGUGCUUGACGCUGGGAGGACAGUUGGAUUAA